Molecule: messenger RNA, 1023 nt
Organism: Lycium barbarum (goji berry)
Lineage: Eukaryota; Viridiplantae; Streptophyta; Magnoliopsida; Solanales; Solanaceae
Product: probable bifunctional TENA-E protein
Exons: 3
Coding region: 121-813 (230 amino acids)
Cellular component (GO): cytosol
Source: RefSeq, a predicted model, not a curated record
AAUUAAUAGUUCAAGAACAUGCAAUAACAUAGCAAAAGCAAAAACCGUGUAGAGUGCCUAUAAUUUCAAGAAAUUCUAAGUUAAGAAAGCAAAAAAAAUAAAAUAAAAAAUACAGACUUUAUGGAGAAAAAUAAAGAAGCCAAGGAGAUCAAACCAACACAAAUAGAAAGGUGGCUAAGGAAGCACAAGUUGCAAUACACUGCAGCCACUAGACACCCUUUUGUUUAUAGCAUCCAUGAUGGUUCUAUUGAUUUCUCUUCUUUCAAGAAAUGGCUGGAAAGGGAAUACGUGUUUGUGAAAACGGCGUUGGCACCAUUUGCAGCUAGUGUUUUGCUUAAAGCCUGGAAGUCAGUUGAUAGCUCUGAUGUUGAAGUCAUGUUGGUUGGUUUGGGCUAUUUAAAUGAUGAGAUUUGUUGGUUAAAAAAGGAGGCUCCCAAGUGGCACAUUUCCUUGACAAGUGUUGUUGUUGAUCACAAGCCCGUCCUUGAUUACUUUAGGUUUUUUGAACGGCUGACAAGAUCAGACGUGAAAUAUGCCGAAGCAGUAACCAUUUUAUGGGCAGUAGCAUCAGUUUAUCACUGCGGUUUUGGGCAUUGUUUGGAAGAAGGAAAUAACACUCCAGAAGAAAUGAAAGAGGGUUGUAAAAUAUGGGGCAAUGAGAGUUUCAAACAAUAUUGUCAAUCACUUGAAAACAUAGCUAAUGCAAGGCUAGAAGAGGCAUCAGAAGAAGAAGUGUCAAAGGCUGAAGUUCUAAUCCUCGAGUUUCUUGAGAAUGUGGUUCAUUUCUGGAGUGUGAGUCUCGGUGAAACUUAAAGUUUUUGUUUAGUGGUAUUAGGCCGUCCAACGUUUAAUAUGGUUCCUGUUACUUAUAAUAUGUGGUCUUUAAUUCCCUGUAUGGCUGUAUACCAUGUGAAAAUCUGGUCUAGUUAAAAAAAAGUAUAUUAAUGUAAAUGGAGCAUGAGUAUAGUAUUGUACUUUGUUAUUGUUGACCAAUGAUGAUUAUGCUUUUGCUUGUCCCUUUAA